Humulus lupulus (European hop) is the source of this 3705-nucleotide messenger RNA. Its product is annotated as protein SEMI-ROLLED LEAF 2-like. The transcript is spliced from 20 exons. NCBI's taxonomy places the organism in Eukaryota, Viridiplantae, Streptophyta, Magnoliopsida, Rosales, Cannabaceae. Bases 154 to 3261 code for a protein of 1035 amino acids. The record is from RefSeq and is a predicted model, not a curated record.
CUCUCUCUCUCUCUAUAUAUAUAUAUAUAUGGAUUGCGCCUAUAAAGCUUCGUUCUACUCCGGUGGACGACCUCCGUGAUCCCUCUCGCUCCUUCUCCGCCGUCCGAUCUUCUCCAUAUACUCCGGGAUUUACCUUUCAUAUCCAGGUCAGAAAUGGGUGCGAUUUCAAGGCAGGUUUUUCCUCUGUGUGAAAGUCUCUGCUUUUUUUGUCCUGAAUUGGGCGCCAGAUCCAGGCAUCCCGUUAAACGAUAUAAGAAGUUGAUCUCUGAUAUAUUCCCUCGCUCUCAGGAUGAAGAACCCAAUGACCGUAAGAUUGGGAAACUAUGUGAAUAUGCAUCGAAAAAUCCUCUUCGUAUCCCAAAGAUCACAAGUUCUCUUGAGCAAAGGUGUUACAGGGAUUUGAGAAAUGAGCAAUUUCAUUCGGUAAAAGUGGUCCUGUGUAUCUACAGGAAGUUGUUGUAUUUUUGUAAGGAGCAAAUAUCAUUGUUCGCAAGUAGCUUGCUUGGUAUUGUACAUAUUCUACUUGAUCAAACACUACAUGACGAACUGCGUAUUCUAGGAUGCCACACACUUUUUGAAUUUGUGAAUAAUCAGAGGGAUGGUACUUAUAUGUUCAACUUAGAUGGCAUGAUUCCUAAACUUUGUCUUUUAGCUCAAGAAGUGGGGAAGGAUGAGAGGGAGCAAUGUUUACGUUCGGCUGGGCUUCAGACCCUUUCGGCUAUGCUUUGGUUCAUGGGUGAAUUCUCUCAUAUUUCAGCAGAAUUUGACAAUGUCGUUUCAGUAGUCCUGGAGAAUUUUGGUGAUCUUCAAAAGAAAUCAGAUUCUUUAACCAAUGAUAACAAAGGUUUCAACAAUGAAUGUUCAGAAGAGGAUUCUCAUUCAUCGGUUGCCAUGACAAGGAUUUCUUCGUGGAGGAUGAUAGUGAGUGACAAAGGCGGACUUAAUGUGUCUAUGGAGGAUGCCAAGAAUCCCAUAUUUUGGUCAAGGGUAUGUCUGCAUAACAUUGCAAAGUUAGCCAAGGAAGCUACAACUGUACGGCGAGUCUUGGAGUCUUUAUUCCGCUACUUUGACAAUGCCAAUCUCUGGUCUCCUUCUAGUGGACUUGCCCUUUCGGUGUUGCUGGAUAUGCAGUUAAUAACUGAAAGUUUAGGGCACAACACACAUUUUUUGUUGUCCAUCUUGAUUAAGCAUCUUGAUCACAAGAAUGUUCUUAAAGAUCCAAAAAUUCAGUUGGACAUUGUUGAUGUUGCCACCUACCUUGCUCAGCAAACAGAUAUUAAACCCUCUGUGGCCAUAAUUACUGCAUUAAGUGACAUGAUGAGGCAUCUAAGGAAAAGUAUACACUGUUCACUUGAUGAUUCUAACUUGGGUGCUGAAGUUAUUCAAUGGAACCAAAAAUAUCGAGCAGCAGUUGAUGAGUGCCUUGUGCAGUUGAUACAUAAGGUUGGAGAUGUAGGUCCAGUUCUUGACAAGAUGGCAGUGAUGUUAGAAAACAUGUCUAGCAUUGUUGUUAUGGCAAGGACCUUGGUUUCUGCUGUUUACCGAACAUCACAGAUUGCCGCAUCUAUCCCAAAUCUUUCAUAUGAAAACAAGACCUUUCCUGAGGCACUAUUUCAUCAAUUACUAGUUGCCAUGGUCUAUUCGGACCCUGAGACCAGGGUUGGUGCACACCGCAUAUUCGCAGUUGUUCUUGUCCCAUCUUCUGUUUGCCCUCGUUCUUGUCCUGCAACAGCCUGCUCCAAAAAGAAAAAUGAUAUUCAGAGGACACUCUCAAGAACUGUGUCUGUGUUUUCUUCUUCUGCAGCACUUCUAAAGAAAUUGAAGAAGGAUCAAUGUGGCUUGCAGCAGGAGAACAUGUCUCAAGAGAGUAGUAAAAGCAAAAUUUUCGGUGAGGAUGGGACAAAGAUCCAUAAGUCAAGGAAUCCGUCAACUAGAACCACUGGUGAAAAUGAAGAAGCGAAAACCAAUCCUUCUUUUCUCAGCAGAUUAAAAUCAUCUUACAGCAAAUCUUAUAGCAUAAAAAGGCACCCGGCAACAACUACAAUUGACAUUUCAGGAAAAGAUACGACAAUGUCCCUGAAAUUGAGCAGUCGCCAGAUCACUCUCUUGCUUUCAACAAUCUGGGUGCAAUCUAUCUCUCCUAUAAAUACACCUGAAAGCUAUGAAGCAAUCGCUCAUACAUUCAGUCUGGUCCUGCUAUAUGCCCGGUCAAAGAAUUCCAGCUAUGAGACCUUAAUUCGAAGUUUCCAGCUGGCAUUAUCCUUAAGGAGCAUAUCUCUUGCAGAAGGAGGUCCACUGCAACCAUCACGCUGCAGAUCCCUUUUCACCUUGGCAACAUCUAUGAUCAUCUUCUCAUCAAAAAUUUACAACAUCAUCCCUCUUGUCCCUUUUGCAAGAACUGCACUUACCGAAAAAACAAUUGAUCCAUUUCUAAAGUUGGUAGAUGAUUGCAAGUUACAAGCUCUUCAUGCAGAAUCUGACCGAGCUUACGGAUCAAAGUCUGACGAUGAGUGUGCUUUAAGCUCACUUUCAGCGAUCGACAUUACAGGAAGUCAAUCAAAGGAAUCACUUGCUACCAUGAUAUUAAAAGCUUUGGAAAAGUCAUCAGAUGAGUCAUCUGCAAUAAGGCAGCAGUUACUCAAUGAUUUUUUGCCUGACGAUGUAUGCCCGCUGGGAGCUCAGUUAUUCAUGGAGACACCAGGACAAAUCUACCAACGUGGAUUAAAAGAUAACAUUGUUGAGCCUCCCUUGUUCACAGCUGAGGAAGAUGUUUUACCCAACGUGUUUGGAAAUCAAACUGACUCUGAAACCAAACAGGCCUCUGAAAAUCGUACCCUUUUAAGCGUCGAUGAGCUUUUGGAUUCAGUGUUGGAGACAAGACACCAAGUGGGGAGAGUGUCGGUCUCAACACCGAACGACAUGCCCUACAAGGAAAUGGCAGGCCAAUGCGAGGCCCUUCAAAUGGGAAAACAGAAGAAGAUCUCCACUUUCAUGACUGCUCAACAGAGGCAAGAGAGUUCAAUCAGUAUUUCUUACGCUCACAACAAGGGAAUGGAAGCAUCUUCUUCACCUUGUUCCACAAUCCAAUCGGGUUUCCCUAUGGGUGGGAAUCCAUUCCUUGUCUCAAACUUGAGUGAACUAUCACACUACACAUCGGUUCACACCAGUCCAACGCCAUGUUCAACCGUCUACCAUCACAACUUUUUUCAGCUUCCAGCAUCAAGCCCGUACGAUAACUUUUUAAAGGCCGCUGGUUGUUAAAGCUCUGGUAAUGGAACCUCUCUUUAUUCUUGACUUUAUGCACCAGCUUUAACCACCAUUGCAGCACCAUCACUCAAUUCUUCUGAUGCUUUCAUUUGAUCUGUAUAUGUAGGUUUACCUCUUCUCAUGUUCACUUCUGGUUUUUGUGAAGUUAUUUUUCUUUUUUUGUUUUUGUUUUGUAUUGGGGUGUGAAUCCCUUCAAUUUUCUACUCCUACAUAUCUGUAGCGGGAAACAACGGUAGAGCUGAACUGUAUUAACGGCUUGUUUGUUAUAGCUUGAUUCAUACGGCGCGUCGUUUUUGUUCCUAAAUGACAUUACAGAUUUCUCUCGCUUCAUGAAAACGACAUUCUAAUUCUUCCCCACUUUACUAAAACGACGUGUCAUUUUGCACCUUUUCUUGCCAAAAAUUAAUAAAUGUAAUAGCAAUCCUAAAAUAUCUUACA